This is a messenger RNA of Gossypium arboreum, 1330 nucleotides long. RefSeq names its product beta-amyrin 11-oxidase-like. Lineage: Eukaryota; Viridiplantae; Streptophyta; Magnoliopsida; Malvales; Malvaceae. Bases 147 to 929 code for a protein of 260 amino acids. Gene Ontology annotation, cellular component: endoplasmic reticulum. Gene Ontology annotation, molecular function: heme binding; ent-kaurenoic acid monooxygenase activity; iron ion binding. The transcript is spliced from 5 exons. The record is from RefSeq and is a predicted model, not a curated record. Gene Ontology annotation, biological process: brassinosteroid homeostasis; multicellular organism development; brassinosteroid biosynthetic process.
GGAUUUACAAGACCCAUUUGUUUGGGAAGGCAAGCAUCAUAGUUUGCAGUGCGGAGUUAUGUAAAAAAGUGUUGACAGAUGACAAUAACUUUCAAUGGGGCUACCCUGUUUCAAAUCUGAUUCUGGGUGAUGUGCCAUUCGACUACAUGUCUAGUCACAGGCGACUUCACAGGCUAGUGACAACGGUUCUCAAUCAACAUCAAUCCCCUUCAUCGCAUUUAGGGACCAUUGAGAAAAUCGUUAUCAACACACUGGAAGAAUGGAGUAAGAUGAAGGAACCGAUCCUUUUCGUUCCUGAGGUGAAUAAGUUUGUGUUCAAACUCAUUAUAGCCAUCUUUCUUGGCUUUGGAACUGACGAUAAUCAAAUUGCAUCCAUGGAGGAGUAUUAUAGAAAAGUAUACUAUGGAUUACAUACCACUCCCAUUAACAUCCCUGGUUUUGCAUAUCAUAGAGCAGUCCAGGCAAGGAAGGUGCUGGUGAAUAAGAUUCGAGGUGUAUUGGGUGAAAGGAGAGAGAGGAGAUGUAAUGACCCCGACCCAAACACAGGCAUAAUCGACUUUUUGGAGAAAGGUGAUUAUGAGGAUGGUAGACCUAUGAGCCAUGAACACCUUGUUGUUUUGUUAAUCGGGCUCUUCAUUGCGGGUCGUGAAACUACAUCUCGAACGGCUAUAUGGGCCACCAUCUAUCUCCAUAAUCAUCCCCAUCUGUUGCAUAAGGCCAAGGAAGAGCAAGAGGAAAUCGUGAAAAGAAGACCUUCUUCCCAGAAAGGUUUAACCUUCACCGAAAUUAAACAAAUGAAAUAUCUAUCCAAGGUGAUUAAUGAGACACUACGAAUAUGCACCAAUAAUUUUUCAAUCUUUCGAGAAGCAAAAAAUGUAACUUAUCUCAAUGGCUACCAGAUACCACAAGGCUGGAAAGUGUUGGUAUAGACAAGUGCAGUUCAUAUGGACCCUGAAAUUUAUCCCAACCCAAACCAGUUCCUUCCUUCAAGAUGGGAUGUAAGUAAAAUGGUGAAAUAAUGACCUCAUACCAUGGCAUUGUAAUAAGUAUGCUUUUUUUUUUCUUAAAAAUGUUUCCAGGAUUUUAUACCCAAAGCAGGGGCUUUUCUACCCUUUUCAACAGGAAGUAGUACCUGUCCUAGAGCUGAUUUGGCCAAACUUGAAGUCACCAUUUUCCUUCAUUAUUUCCUCCUCAACUAUAAGCUUGUACAACUUAAUCCAGGAGGUCCUGUUAAUUAUUUCCCUUCACCAGAUCCAGUCGAUAACUGUCCUGCCAAAAUCAUUAAGAUCCGUUGAUUAUGCUUUACUACUUUAGUUCAUAAUAAAAGGUU